Messenger RNA from Linum trigynum, 537 nucleotides. NCBI's taxonomy places the organism in Eukaryota, Viridiplantae, Streptophyta, Magnoliopsida, Malpighiales, Linaceae. The record is from the annotation of a GenBank genome assembly.
AUGGCUGUGAGACAAAGAGCAGUGACCGCUUUACCAAAGCUGAUAGAAAGUCUGCGAAAGGAAUGCCCUAGGUCUUCACCGCUAAUCUCAACGCCUAAUCAAGCUAUGGUGUUGCCGUCUCUCAGGCGGGCAUUCUCUCUUUAUGAUCAGAUCAAUCUCAUUGACAAUGUCCCAGAAGACCAACUGCGGUUCCAGCGUUAUACGGAUACUGGGUUCACGGUGAAUGGGGUUCAUUAUGAAGGGAGCUUACUUUGCAUUGGCAACUUGCUUAUGUCAUGGACCCCCAAAUCAUUCUCCCAAAUCACUCCAGAGAGUUUAUCCAUCUUCAAGAUUCUACGCCCUGUACCAGAGAUUUUGAUUCUUGGAUGUGGAAGAUACAUUCAGCCUGUAGAUCCUGAACUCAGGCGCUUUGUCCGGUCCACAGGCAUGAAGCUGGAACCAGUUGAUUCGAGGAAUGCCUCUUCUACAUACAACAUACUGAAUGAGGAAGGAAGAAUGGUGGCCCUUGCACUUCUCCCAUACGGAGUUUCUUCGUGA